Molecule: messenger RNA, 864 nt
Organism: Insectozyma verbasci
Lineage: Eukaryota; Fungi; Ascomycota; Pichiomycetes; Serinales; Debaryomycetaceae
Source: the annotation of a GenBank genome assembly
AUGUCAAUUAUAUCUUCAAAUACUAAUACUACUGCUGCUUCUUCUGCCGCUUCUGCCGCUUCUGCUACUGUUGUUAAAGGUUUUUCUCAUACUAUUAGAAAGUUAUCUGCUAAAGAUGUUCCCAAGGCUGCUAAAACUUUAUUAGAAGCUUUUGAAUUUGAUUCAUUGAGUAAUUACCUAGUCAGCCACAUUACAGAUGACUCAAGACGUAAAUUUUUUCAAUUAAAAAUUUAUGAAUGUUAUUUAUUACAACAUAUUAAUUGUGGUUUAGUAUUUGGUCAAAAUGAAACUACCGAGAUAUUUGAAACAGUUUCAAUUUGGUCUACUCCUGAAAGUUCAAAGAAUGGGUUGGAAUCAUUUAAUAAUUUAAUGGAAUCUGGUUAUGGUCAAUUAUGGGAAAUGUUUGAUAGAAAUACCAUAAAUAAAGUAUUUUACGGUAUGUUACCACUUUUACAUAAUUCAUUUGAUAGAAUUAUCAGUAGUGAUUCAAGAUUUAGAAAUAAAAAUAUUUAUACUUUGGUUUAUGUUGGUAGUCUUAAAAUAAGUCAAGGUAAAGGAAAUGUACGUAAAUUAUUCCAAUAUAUGAAUGAAAAUUAUAUUGAUAAAACUGGCAACAAUUUAACUUACUUAGAAAGUUCAUCACCUUUAAAUAUUCCAAUUUAUGAAAAAUUUGGAUUUCAUAUAGUUGAAAAUAUCUUAUUAGGUGAUAACACUAAAGAAACUUCAAUUGUUGGUAAAGAUUAUGCAAUUAUGAAUGUUAUGAUUAGAGGUUCAAAAGGAAAUGAUUGGACUAAAGAUAAAAAGAUGAUAAAUUAUAAUAAGAAUAAUAGUAAUAAUAAUAAUAAUAAUAAUAAUAAAUUAUAA